AUGAAAGCUACCCCGUUGCUUAUUGCCUGGCACAACGAGAACGCCCCCGUUUAUUCAGUACAUUUCGAUCCGCAUGUUAAGGGACGAUUUGCAACUGCUGGAAAUGAUAACAAUGUCCGAAUUUGGAAACUCGAAAGUACCGGAGAAGAACGCAGAGUCACAUAUUUGAGCACGUUGAUAAAACACACCCAAGCCGUCAAUGUGGUCCGAUUUUCGCCAAAAGGUGAAAUGCUGGCGUCAGCAGGUGACGAUGGAAAUGUCUUGCUCUGGGUACCGUCAGAAUUAUCCAUAACACCUCUUGGAGAGGAUCACUCAGACGAUAAGGAGACUUGGCGAGUGAAGCACAUGUGCCGGUCCUCGGGAGCUGAAAUCUACGAUUUGGCUUGGUCCCCAGAUGGUGUUUUUAUUAUCACUGGCAGUAUGGACAAUGUUACUCGAAUUUACAAUGCUCAAACAGGACAAAUGGUUCGACAGAUCGCUGAACAUUCACACUAUGUUCAAGGCGUGGCCUGGGAUCCGCUCAACGAGUUUGUUGCAACGCAAUCGUCAGACCGAUCCGUACACAUUUAUAGUUUAAAAACUAAAGACGGACAAUUCUCCUUGACUACUCACGGUAAAUUCUUGAAAAUGGACCUCCCUGCACGCCGAAUCCCAGCAAGCAGCCCUGCUCCGACAGAGACCAAGACUCAAUCCAUUGCCAAUGGACUGUCGAUCGCCUCACCAGCACCAUCUACUCCGGGCACACCAAAAACAACGACCAUGCCGAUGGAUCCACCUCCUGUAUCUCAUAGCCGACGGUCCUCUUUUGGGUCUUCACCUUCAAUUCGCCGAUCGGCUUCACCGGCUCCAUCAUUACCAUUGCCUGCUGUCAAGCCUAUGGAAGUUUCCUCGCCAAGCCUGUUUGGAGGGUUGGGAGUCAGAAAUGCCAAUCUCUACGCAAACGAGUCUUUUACAUCUUUCUUCCGUCGACUGACAUUUACUCCCGAUGGUAGCUUGCUGUUUACACCGGCGGGUCAGUUCAAGACGACGCAAGGAUCUACAAGUGACUCCAACAAGGGAAAUGAAGAAGUCAUCAACACAGUCUAUAUCUACACAAGGGCGGGAUUCAACAAACCACCUAUUGCACACUUGCCUGGUCACAAGAAACCGUCCGUUGCGGUGAGAUGUUCUCCGAUAUAUUACACACUCCGACAAGGAUCUCGGCCUACUACUCACAUCACACUUGAUACAUCUUCUGGUGACGACAGCUUCCCAGCCCUGCCAGAUCCUGUCGUGAGUUCGAACAUCACGAGUCAUCCGUCAAUGGAACCACCACCUUCUUCUGGUGAUCAGUCGAAACCAGUAGUGUCUUCUAAGACCGACAACGAGUCGCCUAGUUCUGCCUUUGCUCUGCCUUAUCGUCUUGUCUAUGCAGUAGCUACGCAGGAUGCAGUGCUGAUCUAUGACACGCAACAGCAGACUCCGCUGUGCGUUGUGAAUAACCUUCAUUUUGCAACAUUUACAGAUUUAAGCUGGUCUUCCGACGGCUUAACGCUUAUUAUGAGCUCGUCUGAUGGAUUCUGCUCGACUCUUUCAUUCGCCCCAGGAGAAUUAGGCCAAAUCUAUACACAUCCUGUUUCGUCAUCAAACCCAACAACACAUCACCAUCAUACUCUGUCGGCAAGUUCCUCGUCGAACAACACGCCUUUACCAACACCUACGAAUACUGUAUCUCCUUCCUUGACAAAACUUCAGCCAGUACCGGCUCCUGGACCGACUGGUGGUACGGGUCGUGCUGGCAGCCCUGCACGAUCAUCAUCGGCUUCUUCAAUUCAGACACUGCAAGCAUUACAAUCGGGCAAUGUCGUCAACAACCCAACACCCACUCUUGGCACUGUGCCGCUUGUGACUGCUACCAAUUCACUUCCCCUGACCACCCCGCCUCAAACCCCAUUACCGGGUGUAUCGCAUAGCGCUACAAGUUCGUUCAGUAGCACGGUUCUGGGUAAGCGCGAUAUUGGUGCAGCUAGUGAAUCCGAAAAGGAAGACGCCAAGCGAGAGACUGCCGAGUCCGAAAAACCGGCGAAAAAGCGACGGAUUGCGCCUACACUGGUAUCCAAGGAUUCGGCAAGUUUUGCUAGUGAACCAGUCGAGAAGAAGCCGGAAACACCACAGUCUGAGACGGUUGAACCAGCUCAGCAUGCUGAAGAGGUUGAAGAGACUGAGAAGGUCGAUCAACCAGCAGCAGCUCAAUAG
This is a messenger RNA of Talaromyces marneffei, 2235 nucleotides long. RefSeq lists its product as uncharacterized. Gene Ontology annotation, molecular function: protein binding. Gene Ontology annotation, biological process: DNA replication-dependent chromatin assembly; nucleosome assembly. The transcript is spliced from 6 exons. Lineage: Eukaryota; Fungi; Ascomycota; Eurotiomycetes; Eurotiales; Trichocomaceae. Gene Ontology annotation, cellular component: nucleus; CAF-1 complex. The record is from RefSeq and is a predicted model, not a curated record. Bases 1 to 2235 code for a protein of 744 amino acids.